GGCUGAAUCUGAGCCGAGCUCACGAGCCCGUCAAUUUACUCUAUGCUUGACGGAUAAGACUAUAAAUAAAUCAAGUUGACCCCUAGAUAAGCAGUUGCUCAAGAUUCGUGCAGGAGCGAUUGUCCGUCGAUUGAAGAGUUAGUUUAGGGUUUCUAAAGCGUCCCCUUCUUCCCAUUCAAUCCGCAGUCCGAUCACCUGCCUAAUCUUUUGAAGCACCGGGCCAGUCGGGGCGGCAUCCCCUUGAUACCGCUAUUUCCGCCAAUAUCAUGACCGGGAAGGCCAAGCCCAAGAAGCAUACUGCCAAGGAGAUCGCCUCCAAGGUCGACGCCGCUACCACCAAUCGGGGCGGAGGCAAAGCCGGUCUGGCUGACCGUAGUGGUACGGAUAAGGGUGGCCACGCCAAGUAUGAGUGCCCUCUCUGCAAGACCACAGCCCCUGAUAUCAAGUCUAUGCAGAUUCACCACGACGCUCGUCAUCCUAAGGUCCCCUUUGAGGAGUCCAAGCUCGUGAAUCUCCAUGCCACCCAUGGGCCCGAUUCGUCCAAAUCUCGGCCCGGCGUUCGUGGUAGCUUUAAAAAGUAAAAGCUGCUCAAGUUUAUCCCUUGUCUGCUCGAUAAUUUCCCCCCUGUUGCUUCUCUCCCUUGUUAUUCCACCUUUGCCUUUUAACGACUUCACUACUGCUACGGCUUCCGUGUUAUAAAGCACUUUGCCACUUGGGUUUGCUUUUUCUUUUUCCUCUGCAUUUAGUGUGAUGCUAUGUGAAGCGGUGGAGAAGGGAUAUUAACUUGUUCUUAAUAGGGCCCUUCUUUAAUGUCUGGGAAGUUUACUUUGUUGUUUUUGCACUAUUUAUGAGGAUCAUGACCAUGAUAACUACGAUGAUGUUCGGAUGCUUAGUUACCUUCUUGUGCUAGUAAGUUGUCAUGGUUUGUUGGUUAACUAGAGUGAUUUGUCCGCAACCUGUGAUGAGUUAGAACUUUGAACACUGCGACUCCCUAUAUAUACAUAUAUUCAUCAA
Molecule: messenger RNA, 1014 nt
Organism: Prosopis cineraria
Lineage: Eukaryota; Viridiplantae; Streptophyta; Magnoliopsida; Fabales; Fabaceae
Product: protein METHYLENE BLUE SENSITIVITY 1-like
Exons: 1
Coding region: 267-581 (104 amino acids)
Source: RefSeq, a predicted model, not a curated record